AUGGAGUCAUUGCACACCUGUAUGGCGACGUUGCGCAUAUCGACCAACUCAUCUGAUGCGGAAUUUUCGUUUUUUGCGUCUCUAAUUAAUGAACGAAUAUCUGAAAUCGAGCUGCUUCUCGAUAAACGGGCAUCAGCAGCAUCGUUAAUUUCUGCGGCAGAUUCGACCAAUGAAGCGAUCCCUUGGUCCAAAUGCACGUGUGAAAUUAAAUGUACCGGGCUGUGUUUCCUUCAAGUCUCAACUGAUCAGCCAAUUGUCUCUGGUGACAUCUUGCUUAGCGCUGCGAUUUGCUGCCAAAGCGAACUUAAGCAGCCCCUUGACGCAAUCCGAUAUUUGUGGCCCUUAUUUUCGCAGGAUUCAUCUUGGGAAAUAGGAUCUGUGUUGGGCAGAUCUUUUGCCCAAUUAAGGCUGUGGAGCUAUGCAUAUGACACUUGGAAAGUACAAAGCUCCAGGGAUGCACAUACCGAUUUAGAGAUGCUGCAAAGGGCAGAGUCUUACUUGUAUUUAUGCCAAUGCUACAGAAACUUGGGGAACAUCCCUGCAUCAAAGGAUCAGCUUGACCUCUCCAUUGCUGUUAUUUCGCAAAUACUUGGAAAUGAAACCGGAGAGUAUUUCAACAUUGCGAUGCUAAUGAGCCAUUAUUUACAAGUUGUAAAGGGAGGGGACGAGAAAAGGUUGCAAGAACGGUUUCCCCUGGUGCAGCAAGCAUUUUAUAGCGUGGAUAUUACAUCUAUGACGCAAAAGACCGGUCUUGAGGUAUCCAAAUAUUGCUCGCUCAUCUCCUCUACUCCUCUUGGCCCGUGUAAAGAGGAUCUUGAAUAUGUGGAGUGGCUUGAGUCUUCCUUUGAUUACUUUGGCGAAAGAAAGCCCACUAAAAGCAUCCAAUCUCUUGCCUCCAGCGGUAUGGUUUUACAAUCAAAAAAGCAUGGAAAGAAAGUUGGUCUUAAGUUGGGCAAAUUUUCCAACGCACCUGACAAGGAAAGAAAGAAAAUAAGCUCACUCGCUUAUCUUCCAGUCAAGAGCUUUGCAUCUGCGGGAAAGUUCUUUAGGUCCCAAUUUUUGGCACCAAAAAAAUCCAACAUUAAUGCCUCAGGAGACACCCAUCAAAAUGCCAGAGCAGUGGAUCGCCUCAUCAAUAAGAAGCCUGUGGUCAACGAUGAGGAAUACAAUUCGCAAUAUGCUUGCGACAAAAACUAUCGUUACACUCGUGAUAAUUUCGAUUGUAACGGCAAUAUUUUUGACAAAGGCGUUUUAAGCAGGAAUCCAAUUUCAUCUGAAAAGUUGACGUCCUUUAUUGCAAAUGGAAAGGAAGAAGAAGAUUUUUGUCCGAAAAAGAGGAUCAACACUAAGCCAAGGUUGGCCAUCAUUCUUAGCGAUGAUGAGUCAAAAGAAGGGMCAGAUGACGCCUUUUCCUCGGAAGCCAUCAAUCGCCAUAAAAGGACCAUUGAUGAUAACAAAAAAUUGGAAAAUUGCCUAUUCGGAAAGCCUGUGACCAAACAUAUAAAUGGAGUUAAUGACUGCACGUCUUUGAGGCCGGCACAGGUGGUUUCCCCUUCCAUUGUGGUCAAAAUCAGAUGGGAAGACUCAUCUAGACGUAUUAUUUCGAUUCCCUUAUCCUCACUUCAGGUGUCAUCGAUGAAUGUGGGCGAUCUUGUUUUAUUGCUUUCCGAUGGGCAGAAAAGACCCAACUUGAGAUUGUGUCUUUCAGAUGGGUCAGAAUUGCUUUUAUCCACGUCGUUGGGGUUGGUUCUAUCUUUGCCUGAAUCUUCGAUUCUAAUUCUUCAUGAAGAAGCGGUUAUUACUUCUGAAAGUGCACUUCACACCGGCCCCCUACCCUUGCCCGGUGCCAGCCCCCCAGCCUUGCCCAACGCCAGCCCUUUAAACUUGUGCAAGGAUAAUGGAAUUUGCGAUGCCUCUGAAAAGAAAAUGGCCAAAAGAUAUGAGGCUUGUUGCAAGGCCUUAAAUUUUCCAUUUAUGCCAAAGAUGUAUGAUAUCCUUGACAAAAUGGCGGAUUCAAUUAUUCUCAACGGCGAAAUUUUAUUUUCGGAAUUGAUAGACGAUCCGAUGUUCUCACUUGCACCUGUGCUUGCUGCCCUUCAGGGCCAAAACGAUGUUGAUCUGAUUAGCAUUUCGGACCUUCGUUUGGAUUUCUCGCUUGAUAUCACCAAUAUUUGUUGCAAAAGGCUAACCAUAUCAAGAUGUCUUUUGGCAUCCAAUUUGAAGAUUCUUUCUUGCUUCCAAAUGUCGACCAUUUCAAGUCUAGAUUUGUCGCAUAAUUUGAUCACCGAUGAUGUCCUGUUUUUGUUUCUUGAUAGUCACAUUCGAAAUGGUGACUUUUGCAGCUUUUCGAUUCGAGGGAACCUAUUGGAGGGUCUUUCAUCUCUCAAGGAGUGGUCCCAAUUUGUUUCAACUGCCACGAUUUCAUCCCUGGAUGUCUCCCACAAUGAUAAACUAUCGCUUUUUGGAUUAUCAAAUCUAGUAUUGCCCUUCAAGACACCAAGACAUGCUCUUGAUAAAGUAGCCAUUGGGCCAUUAUUUUGUGCGUCUGAAAUUUGCAACAAUCGCCUCGUUGAUGGUUUAUUGAGCGUUCUUGUCUUUGUCUCGUGUGUUGAGGUUUUUGGCCCAUUUCCCUGUUCCGUGUUAGAGAGGCUGCUCAAUGCAUUGGUUAUGCAGGAUACACGCCUAGCUUCCCUUUCGUUGAUAAAUUGCGGAUUGACCACAGAGCUCAGCUCACUGAUGUCUCAAAAUUGCCCAGUCUCUUCAGGUCAAAGUAAAAAGUGCACCCUCAAUUUGAGUGGGAAUCCAGACAUUUCUUCCUAUAAUAUGCUGGGCCUCGAUAUUUGUUGGCAAUUUAUUGCCUUUGACAGGUGUAACUUGGAUGCAAAAAGAGCCGUGACGAUCAUUCAUAAUUUGGGUGUCAAAUGUAAAUACUUAUCGCUUUGUUGGAACCCCAUUCUGAUCCGGAACUUUGGCGACUUUACAUCUAUCUUAGAUGGUAUCGUUGGCCGCAAAGGCCUCAUAAUUGAUAUCUCCUUCUCGUUUGUCUCCACAGAGGUAUUGGGGUUUUUACGCUUGUCUUUAGAUUUUCAAUCAAGUUCGGUGGCUGUUGAAUUCCCCCAACGCGCCCCUAGAUGCAUCCAUUUGCAUAGAGCUUUUGGAAACGUCGCAUGCCCUCAUAAGAUGUCUGUAAUUGCCAUUAACCCAUGCCCCCUAAUUUAUAACCCAUUAAAUGUUGCUACUGUUCGAUUUUUCAGCGUUUAUUGCCCCUAUAUGCUGCUGUAG
Messenger RNA from Mitosporidium daphniae, 3282 nucleotides. RefSeq lists its product as uncharacterized. NCBI's taxonomy places the organism in Eukaryota, Fungi, Microsporidia. The coding region runs from base 1 to 3282 and encodes 1093 amino acids. The transcript has a single exon. The record is from RefSeq and is a predicted model, not a curated record.